GCAAACCCCUGGCUCAGGAAACAACACGCCUACAUCCCUCCCUCUCCUUUCCAGCUUCCCAGCCAGCCGAAAAUCAAGGAUUACCUGCCGAUCUAGCACCAUGGCCACCGUUACCGUCGCCCGACCUGUCCAGCCGGACAUCCAGUAUGCGCCAGACUACGAAAAGUAUCAGGCCCGGGUCGCCCGUCGAUCCCAGGAGCCAGGUCUCCCCAAGACGCUGCCCGAGGGCCUCCCCGCGCAGUUCAAGAGCGACCUGGUCUGGGACGGGGCCACGCUGGCCGACGAGUACGACUGGACGUACGUCCUCCAGCCAGAACAGCUCGACGAGCUCGACGCCGCGCUAGCCCACUUCAAGUCCCUGGGUCUGUCGCUUGGCCACAUCAACCAGGAGACGUUUCCGCUGCCGAAGCUGCACGCCGAGCUCCGCAAGCUCUCCUACGAGCUGCACAACGGCCACGGCUUCUUCGUCGUGCGCGGGCUCCGCGUCGACGAGCACACGCGGGAGGAGAACAUCAUCAUCUACGCCGGCCUCUCGUCGCACAUUGCGCCCCGGCGCGGCCGCCAGGACAGGCAGUACGACGGCAGGCCGGCCGACGUCGUCCUGACGCACAUCAAGGACCUGACGCUUACCAAGGAAAAGGGCCAGAUCGGCAGCCCCGCGUACACGGCGGACAAGCAGGUCUUCCACACGGACGCCGGCGACAUUGUCUCGCUGUUUGCGCUGUCGACGGCGGCCGAGGGCGGCACGAGCAAGCUGGCGAGCAUCGCGCGGGUGUACAACGAGAUCGCCAACACCCGGCCGGAUCUCAUCCACACCCUCACCCAGGACUGGCAGUUUGAAGUAUUCGGCACUCCUCAGAAGGCCUUCACGUCGCGGCCUCUUGUGCAUUACCAGCCCGCCACCGACACGACUCCCGAGCGCUUGGCCGUCCAAUAUGCGCGGCGGUACUUUGUCGGCUACGGCGCGCUCCCCCGAAGCGAGGAAAUCCCACCCAUCUCCGAGGCGCAGGCUGAGGCCCUCGACACGCUGCACUACCUCGGCGACAAGUUCGCGGUGAACCUGGACUUCCAGAAGGGCGACAUCCAGUACGCCAAUAACAUGGCCAUCUUCCACGCCCGAGACGGCUUCACCGACACCCAAGAGCAGCAGCGCCACCUGCUUAGACAAUGGCUCAGCGACCCCGAGUACGCGUGGGAGACGCCAGCGCCGCUGAAAGAGAGGUGGGCUCAGCUGUACGAAGGCGUCACACCUGAAGCCCAAGUCUUCCCGCUCGAGCCCUUCAUCCGCAGCGAAGGGAACAAGAGCAAGGGGCGGUCGUGAGGCGAUUAGGCUCUGGAGCCGGCACGCAAUCGAUAUCCAAGAGUCUCGGCGCACGGAUUCGGCAGCUACUUGAAUGAAAAAAUCAAACCCUU
This is a messenger RNA of Colletotrichum destructivum, 1413 nucleotides long. RefSeq names its product Putative TauD/TfdA-like domain, taurine dioxygenase TauD-like superfamily. NCBI's taxonomy places the organism in Eukaryota, Fungi, Ascomycota, Sordariomycetes, Glomerellales, Glomerellaceae. The transcript is spliced from 5 exons. The record is from RefSeq and is a predicted model, not a curated record. The coding region runs from base 101 to 1321 and encodes 406 amino acids. Gene Ontology annotation, molecular function: oxidoreductase activity.